UUCGGUAUCAUCUGUUUUACUGAUAUUAUGUGAAAUAUAUAAUACUUUCUAAUAAUGAACCAAGCCAAGUAAUUCCAGUUUUGUCCGACAUACAUUAUGUUUGCAUUACACUGAAAGCCACAUCUGUCUUUCUUCAGCGUUUUACAGUGUUUGUGUCUUCAAGUGGGGAAGAAAAACUCUGAGUAUGAACAGAUUCAGCUUCGGCAGCCGCUCAAUGGCUCUGUGAAGAUUGAACUGUUCUCUGUCUCUUACUGAACGCUCCUGAGGGAACAGUGAGAAAGCCAGGAAUAUCAGAGAAAAUACAGAGAAAAACUGAAAAAGCAAGGAUGCAGUCAGAAGAGCUUGUGUCAUUGGCGACGCUUCAGCCUCCAAAUGCAUCCGUCACUCCAUCAUACCUGGAUUUUUUCAACUCGACAGAGUGGGACCUGGUCUACUCCAUCAUCCCGCCCUACAUCUUCACCGUGUGCUUGACGGGGAUUCUGGGAAAUUCUGUCGUGUUGCUAGUGUUCCUGCUCCAGGGAAGCCGCUGGUCCGUGCCUGAGAUCUAUCUCGGAAAUCUAGCGCUGGCCGACCUUAUCCUACUCAUCUGUCUGCCGUUUUGGGCCAUGAACAUCCUGAACUAUUUCAUGUGGUCCUACGGAGAGAUCAUGUGCAAGGUGGUCAACCUCUCUAUCAACGUCAACAUGUACACGAGCAUCUACAUGCUGGUGAUGGUGAACGUGGACCGCUACCUCGCGCUCGUUUUGACCAUGAAGGCCAUGUGGCUUCGUCGGAAGCGCUACGCUAAGUUCAUUUGUGUCGUUCUUUGGCUGUUCGGUGUGGGAAUGGGAGCUCCGACGGCCGUCAUGAGAAAGCUGAAAGAUAUUCCAGGUCACCAAGCCGCCGAAUGCCAUCUGGAUUAUCCCAACACGACGUGGAGACUCGCUCAUCUUCUGCAGCUGAUCCUGGUGGGCUUCGCUCUGCCGUUCCUGGUCAUCACGUUCUGCUGCAUCAAUAUCAUCCGGGCUUUGAAGCGACGGAGACACGUCGUUUAUUGGGAGGACAGAAACGACAAGAAGGCUACAGCUCUGGUGUGCGCCGUCACCUUGCUCUUCCUCUUCUGCUGGGGUCCGUUUCACUUCAUGACUUUGCUAGACUUGCUCUGUGAUCUAAAGGUUUUGGAUGAGAAAGAGUGGUCGCACUUUCUAAACAUUGGAAACCAGUUUUCGGUGUACCUUGCGUUCUCAAACAGCUGCCUGAAUCCGCUGCUGUACGUUUGCUCAGGAAACUAUUUCAAGAGGAAAGUCAGCAACAUCUAUAGCAGAAGAAAACACUCGUCAGAUGCGACUGCGCUUCAGAGGACGGGGCUGACCUCUACAACAACCGCCAAUCAAAUCAAGCCUGUUGUGUUAUAUGAGAAAGACUAGAGUAAGAGUUUGGCCAAUUUUCGAGUAGUAUUUCUAGUAUUGAUGGUUUUAAUCAAACAAAAUGAGAUAAAAAUCAUUUCAGAAAUAAAAAUACACUUUCACCCGAUUUGUUUGAUUAAAUACAU
This is a messenger RNA of Carassius auratus (goldfish), 1531 nucleotides long. RefSeq names its product bradykinin receptor B1 (gene bdkrb1). NCBI's taxonomy places the organism in Eukaryota, Metazoa, Chordata, Actinopteri, Cypriniformes, Cyprinidae. The transcript has 2 exons. Gene Ontology annotation, molecular function: C-C chemokine receptor activity; bradykinin receptor activity; C-C chemokine binding. The record is from RefSeq and is a predicted model, not a curated record. Gene Ontology annotation, cellular component: external side of plasma membrane; membrane. The coding region runs from base 327 to 1406 and encodes 359 amino acids. Gene Ontology annotation, biological process: calcium-mediated signaling; cell chemotaxis; positive regulation of cytosolic calcium ion concentration.